UCCCCCCUCAGUCCUCCCUCCCUCCCUCCUCAGCAUCAAGUGCACCCCGAGCGGAGCGUCCCGGCUGCGACUUUCUCUCAGCCUCUUUGAAGAAGCAAUGAGGAGAAGGCUGCCGUCUCCCUGCUGAUACCAGGAGCUCUGGGAUGCACUUUGCUUUCUAGGGGGGGAUCAUAUUUGUACAUUUCCAGGGAAAACAAACAAUACGCUGCGGAUAUUUUGGCAUAUCCAUCAAUCGGAUGCGAGCAGAGUCAGGCCCAACUUAACAAUGGGCCCCAUACCCCUGUGUGUGCUGCUCCCGAUGACGGUGCUUGCGGUGGUGGCUGUCUCCGGUGAGCAGAACACGUUGGACGAUGAGUACACCUGGCCGCAGUGGAAGGUGCCUCUGGUAAGGAAAAGACGCACUGUGCCUCUAAGCAGCCCUAACUUCUCAGCUCAUCCUCAACCAGAGCUGAACGGGACCUGUGGGAUCGAAUGUCAGCGCCGCCUCCCUUCCCCUUCUCUGGGUGACCUGGAGAAGUUCCUGUCCUACGAGACAGUCUACGAGAAUGGCACGCGCACGUAUACCUCAGUUUCCGUGCAGGGCCUCAACGAAGUGACCACCUGGUCCAGAAACACCACGUCCAGCUCCCGCCACAAACGAGAGGUGUACGGCACAGAUACGCGCUUCACCAUCGCAGAUAAGCAGUUCUCGACCAAAUAUCCCUUCUCCACCUCUGUGAAGAUCUCCACGGGAUGCUCCGGGGUUUUGGUGUCACCCAAACACGUGCUGACCGCUGCGCACUGCAUCCACGACGGAAAGGAUUACCUAGACGGAGUUCAGAAGCUACGUGUUGGCAUUUUGAAGGAGAAGUCCAGAAGAGGCAAAGGAGGCAAAGGAAGAGGAGGGCGAGGGAAGGGCAAAAGGAGAAAGGGAGACAGAGGUAAGCAAGAAGAAGAACAGGAAGAGGAGGAGGAGACUGGCGGGAAAGGGAAUCGCAGAGGAAAAGGGAAAAGUAGGAAGAGCCGGAGUCGCCGAAGUGCGGAACCUGAGAAACCUUCAUUUAGGUGGACCAGAGUCAAACAGACGCAGGUUCCUAAGGGUUGGUUCAAAGGCGUGUCGGAGGGACUGGCUGCCGAUUAUGACUACGCUGUUCUGGAGCUGAAGAAGGCCCCAAAAGUAAAGUACAUGGAUCUGGGCGUCAUCCCCUCUGUCAAGAAGCUCCCUGCCGGUAGGAUCCACUUCUCUGGCUUUGACGACGACCGACCUGGCAACCUGGUGUACCGUUUCUGCUCCGUGUCUGAGGAAUCCAAUGAUUUGCUGUACCAAUACUGCGAUGCCAAACCCGGCUCAAGCGGCUCUGGGGUCUACAUCCGGCUCAAAGAGCCCGGCAAGAAGAAGUGGAAGAGGAAGAUCAUUGGGAUCUUCUCUGGUCACCAGUGGGUGGAUGUAAAUGGGGAUGGGAUGCAGCAGGAUUACAACGUGGCGGUCAGGAUAACACCUGCCAAAUAUGCUCAGAUCUGCUUCUGGGUCCACGGGGACUCGAGUGAGUGCCACAAAACCUAAGACAACGCCACACAACACCGGACCCACUAUCCCUCAGACCACCCUCUGUCAAAAAGACUCCCAGUCUACUCUUACAAACCAGGCCAGGGGGCCGACGACUGCCUCUCCUCUUCCUGCUUUGCCUCCCAGUGAUUCCUGCCACACUUAUCAACACAAAUGCACAGUUCACACGCAGCCGUGCAGACUCAGCGUUGAUAACGCCAGGCACUGGUCGACACAUCAAGAGAACUAUGGCUCUUCACCUUUUUCUAAUUUAUUUGCUAAAAAAAGAAAAAAAAAAAAACAGAGGAAAAACAUGUAAAAUGUAUGUAUUUUUGAUUCCAAUCUUCAGUCUCUCUUUUGACUCUUCAAAAACAACUAACAUUUGACCCGAUACAACGUUGAACAGCGUGCAUUUAUAAGACCCGGUCUGUUAGUGACUUAGUGUGGACAGACAAGUGUUCUCCACCUCUGAAAAAAAAACAAAAAAACAAAAACAAGAAUGCAUUGGCUUCGGCAAAAGACCCUGGAAAUUGAUGUAACUUUUGUUUGCAAAUGAACCAUGCAGAGGUUUUGAAAAAACUCUUUUGAAAAACAUUUUAAUUGAUCAAGCUGGCAUUUUGCAUUAUGUAUAUCUAGAACUUUGUUUGUUUUUUUACAACUACCUUUUUUAAAUAAGAGUAUUUCUGUCUAACUAGAGAAAGGCUCCUUAUGGAUCCUGAUAGAUUUUCCUUUUCUGAGUUUUGAGUCUCAUGGUCCUUUUCUUUGUUCUUGCAAAGCAGUGAAAUGUGGUUUCAUUGUUGUGCACAUAAUUAUAUCGGUGCUUCUUCCGGAAGACGUGGUGCUAAUUUAUGAAACUGUAAACUUUUUUUUUUUUUUUUUUUUUUUUGCUGGGGGGAGGGGCUACUUCUCAGAAUAUAUUUUGAUAGCCUAGUACUGUAACUGCGUAUUUAAUGUGAGGCUAAAUAUCUGGGUUGUGUUAAGACAGGACUGAACCAUUCAACACUUUACUUGAGCUGUUUAUAUUUCUCUAAUUCUAAAGGAUAGGUGAGAAUACAAAAGCCACAAUAUUGUUAUAGAGUAACAAAUUUAAAUUUGAUGUGUAAUUUCUAUUUUUUUUUUUUUUUUUUUUUACUUUUCUUGUUGCUUAUAGUCCAAAAAGUUAUGAGUGUCCAUUUGAAUACCAAAUAUGCAGAAUUUAUGACACAGAUUGAAGACUACCAACCAUUAAACCAAGAUAACUACUUGU
Mugil cephalus (flathead mullet) is the source of this 2771-nucleotide messenger RNA. RefSeq names its product serine protease 35 (gene prss35). Gene Ontology annotation, molecular function: serine-type endopeptidase activity. Gene Ontology annotation, biological process: proteolysis. The coding region runs from base 266 to 1543 and encodes 425 amino acids. NCBI's taxonomy places the organism in Eukaryota, Metazoa, Chordata, Actinopteri, Mugiliformes, Mugilidae. The transcript has 2 exons. The record is from RefSeq and is a predicted model, not a curated record.